Molecule: messenger RNA, 2065 nt
Organism: Thalassophryne amazonica
Lineage: Eukaryota; Metazoa; Chordata; Actinopteri; Batrachoidiformes; Batrachoididae
Exons: 2
Coding region: 152-1285 (377 amino acids)
Source: RefSeq, a predicted model, not a curated record
GGAUAGUCGCUCCCCAUCUCACUGCAUGUAUGAGAAAUGACAAGCUGGGGGAGGCACCCGUCCUCCAAAAUCAGACCACGACGGCAGCCGCAACGACAUCAUCACAGCCAACCCAGCCUCAGGGUUACAAAACGCUGCGGAAGUGAGCACCAUGCCCGUAACCAAUGCGCCAUCGGAAUCAAGCUUCCCACCAGAACCCCAACCAUCCCGGAGCAAGAAGGAGCCAAACCGCCACUCUACCGGCACCGGCAAACACCACCAUUCCAAACACCGCCACCGCUCUCCCCAAAAAUCCAGCACAGGAAAACACAAGGGGAGAAAAACAAAAAUGGCAAAGCUGUUCAAGAGAAAGGAUGAUAAGGGAAAUGAGGGCCACCACCAUUCCAGCAGCGGCCACCGUUACCGCCACCAAUCACCUUAUAAGGGUUAUGGUCGCUCACACAGUGCAGACUAUAACCUGGAUAGCCGUCACAGGGGACAUCGCCAUGGCCGUUCCCCUGACAGACAUCAUGGUCACCACUCCUCUCCUCACCGCCGCCACCGCUCACCUUAUCGUUCUCCCUACCGCUCACCUCACCGCCACAGGUCACCCCACCGCUCUCAUCACCAUUCUCCCUACCGGCGACGUGGUCACUCCUCAGAUCCGUAUCAACGAUAUGCCUCCCCAGAGAGACAGAAUGACCAUAAUAAUGAGAAGCCCAAUGGAGGAGAGGGCGUACUGACGGAGCCACCCAAGUCUCCUGAACCUAGCCUCCCUCCUGAGAACAUUUUCCUCCCUGAGCCCCCAGCCCUGGAUCGACUGAACAGGGAGGUCACACUUCCACAGCCUAGUAGGGACGCGCGCUAUGGGGAGGACAGCCUGCUAAUGAAAGUUUCCUCUAUGGAGAGAGCUUACAAAGGGGACAGCCUGCUGAGAGAUGUGGCGUCCUAUGGCCAGAGAGACACCACAUUACCACGGGUACGAACCACUGAUUCAGACUCGGCCUACAAGAAGUACAGCUCACUGCUGAGGGGCCGCUCACCUGAGAGAACAGCCAGACAGGACCGCUAUCCCAGCCGGGGUAGUUCUCCUGAGCUGCAUUAUCGAGGCCGCAGUCUGGGACGAGAUGUUUCCCCAGUCAGAAGGUAUGAGUCAGAAGAUGAAGAAGAUGAUGAUUAUUUUGUCGCGGAUAAGGUGAGAGAGUACUACAGCACGCUCAAGUCCAACACCAAUCGUCCCAACAAGCCCACGAUCCCUGAGCCCAAGAGGAAUUACAAGGAAAACCCCAAAGUCUUGAGCAUCUGAUUUGGCGGCGAUCAGCCAAUAACGACCAGCCACCUCCAAAACACCUCAAAUUUUCAUGUGGUUCUUCACAUGCAAAAAUACACAGAUGAUUUCACACAAAUAUCAGAAGCCACACACAGACACACACACACAGACACAGACACACGCCGGAAAACAGUCUGAUUGUGUAACCGUGCUGAGUUACUAACAGCGAUUCCAAAACUUUUGAAGCCUUUUGCUUUUUGUUUUUUUCUUUUUAAAUCGUAUUUUUUAAUUUUCCUUUUUGUUUUUUGUUGAACAUUCUACAUUUACAGUAACUCUUUUACAGAAAAUGUAAAACCAUAAAAAACAAUUAUGUGCCUAACAGUUCCAUUAAUGAGCAAUGUUUGUUUAUGACUCAAUAUUUGACGGGCCUUUUGUUUCGCACUGUCAGACGAUGAAAUGUAUUCUCCACGAGGAGCCAAUGGAAGGACCGUGCACCUGGUAUACCAGAAGUCACAAUAAUGCUGUGCAUGUCGUUAAAGGUUUCAAUGUCUUUUCUCUGUCUCUCCCCCACACUUUUUUCCUUCUCUCUCUCUCUCCCUCUCUCAUGCUCUCUCCCCCCCCCUUCCAGUGCCACUGUUUUUUAGACAUUUGACCAGACUAUAGCACAAGCCUGCAUUUGUUUGUAUAUUUUUGACUGUUUGCAGUAUGUGUACAUUCAGAGGUGAUCAUUUUAAAUGAUUGAAGGGAAAAUUAAAAGUUAAACUAUGAUGAUGAUGAUGAUGAUGUUAAAAUAAAAUAAUAUAUUCAACAAAUGAA